Molecule: messenger RNA, 2232 nt
Organism: Penaeus vannamei (Pacific white shrimp)
Lineage: Eukaryota; Metazoa; Arthropoda; Malacostraca; Decapoda; Penaeidae
Source: RefSeq, a predicted model, not a curated record
AUGCAGUGGUACUGGCCUUUCGGUCUCGUGUGGUGCAACAUCUACGUGACCUGUGAUGUGCUCGCCUGCACGUCCAGCAUCAUGCACAUGUGUACGAUCUCGCUGGGCAGAUAUCUGGGCAUACGUAACCCUUUGAAAACCAGGAGCAGCAGCAAGAAGACGGUGGCCGUGAAGGUGGUGCUGGUGUGGCUCCUGGCGAUGCUCAUCACGUCUUUCAUCACGGUGCUGGGCAUCGUGGACACGGCGAACAUCAUGCCCACCGAGGACGUCUGCGCCAUCAACAACCAGGCCUUCUUCAUCUUCGGGUCCCUCUGCGCCUUCUACAUCCCCAUGGUGAUCAUGGUGGUGAGCUACGCCCUCACCGUCCACCUCCUGCGGAAGAAGGCGAAGUUCGCGAGCGACGCCCCGGCAGGCAAGGCCCGGACCAUGGGGCGCUAUCGGUCCGUGCGCCGCAAGCCGCAGCAGCCGCCGCACUCGUUCACGUUCACGCCGAGGUCGUCGUACCGGGGGACCUACUCCAACGGCCACGCGGGCCACUACGAGUUCUCCAACAUCCACAAGUGCGAGCAGGCCACCCAGACGCCCGAGUCCAUCGCCCGGGAGACGAGGAACUUCAAGCUGAAGGCGCUCCGGCUGCAGCUGGUGGGGACGGCCGCGUGGCACCUCCGCUUCCUGCCGUCGAGGAAGCGGGACGCGCUGGCUGCCAACGCCGUGGCCAACGAGCAGAAGGCCUCCAAGGUUCUGGGACUCGUGUUCUUCGCCUUCGUCAUCUGCUGGACGCCCUUCUUCAUCCUCAACAUCUACUUCGCCGCGUGCCCCACGUGCCAGGUCUCGGACCACCUCGCCAACGUGUGCUUGUGGCUCGGCUACGUCUCCUCCACCAUCAACCCCAUCAUCUACACAAUCUUCAACCGAACGUUCAAAGCCGCUUUCAUCAAGAUCUUGAAGUGCGACUACAACUUCGACCACCGCCACGUCAGGUCGCACUCGAUGUCCGACAACAUGGCCGGACCCUACGGAGGCCCGACGGCGUCAGCUGUGGCCACGCCCUGCUCCAUCCGAACGCUGUCCACCUACGUCAAGAGCCCGAGCUACCCGCACACGCUCACCAACCCGGAACAGGAGCAAGAACACGAGUGCUGAACGGCGCUGCGAAACCCCGUUCUCCGUUGUACGAAUCGUGUUCCUCAUGGACGCAAAACAGACGCAGAUUAAACAUAGUGAUUGUUACAUUAUCAUCUGUGUGCUCAAGAAUCCCGGGAGAUAUCAAGUUAAACAGUAAAUCAUGAUUGCCUUUCACAUUAACGUACACGCACAAGUGGUCAAAAUAAAUAUUGAUCUUCCAUUGUCAAUAGAAGGAAAUAGUUAAAACUGGCUGGAGGAACGCAUACACCCACUCUAUGAAUGAACUACUCGUAUGUGCUUCAAGGUUUCCAGCAACCGACGUAUGUAUGUAUGCUUCCUUUGUUAUACAAGACAUAUUUAUUAACCCCUUCGUGGUAUAACGUUCUGAUUAAUCGUUUAUUUAUUCACGUGAACCAAUGAUUUCUUGCAACAGUCUUGUACUUGAAUCUCAUCGCCCUUGUCUGUGUGUUCUUAUAUCUGUAGCUAUUAAAACGGUGUUACAAACAUGAUCUCAAAAACAGACAGUCGAAUGGCUAUGAAUUUGCCUGGAGAAAGUUUCUUAACUUCUAUCGUUUGUUGAUAUAAAUAAAAAAAAAAAAAUACUCGUCGGAUAAAUGAUUGUAACAGAAUCAGUAGAGAUAAUGAGUUUAUUCCGAACUGUUAGGAAUUGUCAGGCAAAUCGAUAUAAGGUAAUUAAAGCUGUUAUUGUCACUACAGUUCCAAAUACUGUAAAGGUUCCUCAGGGAAGUGCAGCAACUUUGAAUUAAGUACAGUGCUUGAACUUGGGUUUAUUUAAUUGAAGAAAAUACGAAGCUCAUCGUAAAAGUGAAUGGAAAAUUGACAUAUCAUUCCCUACCGAAUCAAAAGAAAUUAGCGAAUAAACUUCCCUUCGUCGUCUCGUCACGUGUCCAAAACAGGUCGCGACGUGUUGACAACGGAGGCGUAAUGAACAGCAUAAAAGAGAGAAAAAAAGGAGAGAAAAAAGAGGAAUGAGGAGCAGCUCCCGAGGGGGAUGGAGGAGCAGCAAGAUGCCCUCCUCCCCCCCCCCUCCCCCCAUUAAUGAGGAACUCCUCUUCAUUUGCAUACUUGACGAAGAAGAUCGAAACG